AUGUUGGGGUCGAGCCUUUCCCUCGUCCUCCUCGGCCUCGGCGCCGUGCAGGCGGCUCCGACAAAGACCACGAAUGAGCCGCGGCAGGGCGGCGGCGUCUGGGGCAUCGGCGACCCCUCGACCACCAUGUGGCCCGGCGACCAGAAGCCGCCCGUCGGCUGCAACCCCUUCCUGUGGGCCUACUGGGGCGAGUGCAUCCGCGUCGGCGGCGGGUCCUCGUUCAAGCCCGGCAAGCGCCAGGUCUUCACCCUGCCUCCCGGCGCCCAUUCGGACAAGAAGCACGCGAUCGAGGUCCUCGAGCAGCAGCUGAUCGAGCUCCAGAACAAGAGGCACAAGACCCAUGACGACUAUGAGGAGAUCGAGGACCUCAAGGCUGCCAUCAAGUACCUGGCGGGCGUCACAGAGAUCUCUGCUCCUCCAGGGACGGGAUCAUCAUUCACCCCUGGUCGCAAGGCCAAGAGGCAGACGUUCGUCCUGCCUCCCGGGGCUGAACGGGACAAGAAGCACGCCAUCGAGCAGCUCCAGCUCCAGCUCAUACAGCUCCAGAACAAGAGGCACAAGACCCACCGCGAUUACAAAGAGAUUGACGAUCUCAAGGCGGCGAUCAAGUAUCUGGCGGGCGUGACCGAUAUCUCGGCUCCCCCCGGCACUGGCUCGACGUUUACUCCGGGCAAGAGGCAGAUCUUCACGCUCCCUCCUGGAGCCAACCCGGAGAAGAAGCAUGCCAUUGAGGAGCUCGAGCUUCAGCUGAUCGAGCUCCAGAACAAGCGCCACAAGACUGACGAUGACUACGACGAGAUCGAGGCCCUGAAGGCUGCCAUCAAGUACCUGGCAGGCGUGACGGAGAUCUCGGCGCCCCCAGGCACCGGCAGCACCUUCACUCCCGGCCGCCGGCAGACCCUCGUCGGCAGCGGCUCCGACAAGACGGCCGCCAUCGUCGAGCUCGAGAAGCAGCUCGUGGCCCUGCAGAACAAGCCCGACAAGACGGACGAGGACCUGGCCCGCAUCGCCGCCCUCAAGGCCAUGAUCGCCUACACCGAGGGCAUCUCGGGCAUCUCGGCGCCCCCCGGCACCGAGACCUCCUUCCACGGCGGCAAGGCCAGGCGCCAGACCCUGGUCCUCCCCGACGGCGACUACGCCAGCGCCUGCCCCGGCGGCCUCGAGGGCGCCGAGCGAGCCUUUGAGCGCCUCCUGCACGCCACCGGCGACCGCAAGCCGACCGUGUCCGAGUUCGUCAUCAUGAAGAAGCUCGAGCGCUUCCUCGGCGCCUGCGGCGUCAAGAUCAUCAGCUCGCCCGACGGCACCUCGACCGUCAUCUACCCGUCCGCCCGGAAGCGCGACGCCGUCGUGCCCCUGCCCGCCUUCGGCAAGCCCGCCUACGACCUCGCGGGCCUCGAGAAAGCCUACGAGCAGCUGAUGCAGGACCCGAGCCCGGAUUUCACGACCUGGAUGGCCAUGGCCCAGCUCGCCGACCUGCUCUCCGUCUGGGGCGUCAAGAUCGAGCAGUCGCCCCCCGGCACGACGACGACGCUCGUCCCGAGCAACAAGGCGCGCCAGGUCUUCACCAUCGGCGGCAAGGCCUGCGAGCUCGCCAACGUCAUGGGCAUGAAGGCGGCGCUCGCGGCGCUCGAGCUGGCCUACGGCGACCCGCGCGAGGUCGCGCGCGAGAUCUACCUCAUCGAGCAGUUCCUCGUCACGGCGCUGCAGGCCUGCGGCCACGACGUGCCCGGCUGGACCACCAUCACGCCCGGCAACCCCGUCCCCGGCGGGCCCAUCCGGCCCGACCCCUACCAGCCGGGCGGGCCCAUGAUCCCGGACCCGACCACCCCGGGCGGCGGCGAGGUCAAGCCCUCGGACAGGCGGCGGCGGCAGACCAUCGUCAUCGGCGACCCGGCGGCGCUGCUGGCGGCGCUGCACGAGCUCGAGAGCAAGUACGGCGCGUACGGCAGCGGCACCAUCCCCGGCCCCAUCUUCCUCAUCAUGCAGAACAUGGUCUUUGUCCUGCAGGACUCGGGCAUCGAGGUUCCCGGCUGGCCGGUCCUGGGCAAGGGGUCCGUCAUCAUCGGCCCGUCCAACUAG
This is a messenger RNA of Thyridium curvatum, 2079 nucleotides long. RefSeq lists its product as uncharacterized. The transcript has a single exon. Bases 1 to 2079 code for a protein of 692 amino acids. The record is from RefSeq and is a predicted model, not a curated record. Lineage: Eukaryota; Fungi; Ascomycota; Sordariomycetes; Thyridiales; Thyridiaceae.